Jaminaea rosea is the source of this 347-nucleotide messenger RNA. RefSeq lists its product as hypothetical. Bases 98 to 298 code for a protein of 66 amino acids. The record is from RefSeq and is a predicted model, not a curated record. The transcript has a single exon. NCBI's taxonomy places the organism in Eukaryota, Fungi, Basidiomycota, Exobasidiomycetes, Microstromatales.
CGAAACCUACUAUCCAACCACGCCAUGUCCCUGUCCCAGACACGAGCUCGUCGCUCGCCCAGAAUACAAAGACCAUUAUCCACCCCUUGACCGCUCAAUGCUCUGCUCAUUGUGCGUGACUAGGCUCAUCUCUUGCUCUCGCCUGCUGGCGGACCAGGAUAAGGAGGCAGCGUCGCCACGCUCCCUUGAUAUUGAGAUCGGCCUACUGCAUCAUCUUGCAUCUGUUGAGAAUCACGACGUGGAGGAGGUGGUUGCUGUCCUUGCCUACUCUGCGGCAUCGUUUGAACACCGCCCAUAGCUGACAGGCCCCUGCGCUGAGCGUCUGCAUCCGAGUACGCUCCAGCUCC